Prunus mume (Japanese apricot) is the source of this 994-nucleotide messenger RNA. The record is from RefSeq and is a predicted model, not a curated record. Lineage: Eukaryota; Viridiplantae; Streptophyta; Magnoliopsida; Rosales; Rosaceae.
UAAAACCUUUUCUCCACUAAUCCCAUAACACUAUAGCAUCUUCUUCUCGUUGUUUUCAGUUUGGGCAGGAUGGAAAUCAGAUAAUUAAAGAAAGAAAGUAGAGGAUCUGUCUUGGAAAGUUCCUUUCUUUUUCUAUGUAAAUUCCUCUGUUUUCUCAGUAACCAAACAGAGGUAUUUAUGUCUCAAAGAAAAGCACUUGCUUAUUAGCUGUGGAAAUUGAGAGAGCAACAACUGGUUUCCUGGUUUGCAAGUACUCGUCGUGGAGAUCAGUCUUCUUCUGAGCCAUCUUUAACACAUAGUAGUAAUCUUUACAGACCCUCCUUGAGUUUCAGGGAUGAGGGCUACUUCAGAAUCAGAAGAGUGGAUAUUUUUAGCCACUAACCUUGGCCUAGAGAUGUUGUCAGCUGCUUGUGAUCAGGCUUCCUCCCCAAGAAGACCACACUUUGCACUAUUUGGUAUGCUGUUGGCUAUUGCAGCUGUUCUCAUUUCCAUCGGGGAGCUAAUUUACAAAGGUAAAAAGGAAAGAGUAGUGUUCAGGAGUUGGGGAAUGCUCGGGUGGUUUUAUCAUCCACCACCUCCUCUAUAUAAGCGUUUUGGUACUCUUCCUGACAUUUUUGGACUAGUUGCUGGCAUCUCACAGUGCAUUUGCUCUAUGGUUCAGUAUGUUUACUGCCUUCGGCAUGCUGAUAAUCCUUUCAAAGUAUCCCUUUUGCCUGCCAUAUUUCUUGUGUGUUUAGGUGCUUCAAAACUAAUUAACAACCGAAUGAACGCCGAUACCACUGAUAACAAGGACUCCAGGGAAAAUUCUUCAAGUACGGUAGAAACUUUGUGGCAUGCAAUCCCGUCUCGUGAUGAUCAGGAGGUUGAGGGCAACAUAGAGCAGGAGCGGCAGCAGAAGGGGUUGCAGCAGGAGCUGCAGCUGCGGUACCUACCUAGAAAAUCAGAAGAUGUGUCAGAUAUGGAGAACAAAAGUAAAGCAGAUCAUGACAAAUAA